Molecule: messenger RNA, 858 nt
Organism: Oncorhynchus keta (chum salmon)
Lineage: Eukaryota; Metazoa; Chordata; Actinopteri; Salmoniformes; Salmonidae
Product: cilia- and flagella-associated protein 251-like
Exons: 2
Source: RefSeq, a predicted model, not a curated record
GAGGGUGAACCUGAGGAGGAGGAGGAGGGUGAACCUGAGGAGGAGGAGGAGGAGGAGGAGGAGGAGGAGGAGGAGGGUGAACCUGAGGAGGAGGAGGAGGAGGAGGAGGAGGAGGGUGAACCUGAGGAGGAGGAGGAGGGUGAACCUGAGGAGGAGGAGGAGGGUGAACCUGAGGAGGAGGAGGAGGGUGAACCUGAGGAGGAGGAGGAGGAGGGUGAACCUGAGGAGGAGAAGGAGGGUGAACCUGAGGAGGAGGAGGAGGAGGAGGAGGAGGAGGAGGGUGAACCUGAGGAGGAGGAGGAGGAGGGUGAACCUGAGGAGGAGAAGGAGGGUGAACCUGAGGAGGAGGAGGAGGAGGGUGAACCUGAGGAGGAGGAGGGUGAAGCUGAGGAGGAGGAGGAGGGUGAACCUGAGGAGGAGGAGGAGGGUGAACCUGAGGAGGAGGAGGAGGGUGAACCUGAGGAGGAGGAGGAGGAGGGUGAACCUGAGGAGGAGAAGGAGGGAGAAGCUGUGGAGGAGGAGGAGGAGGAGGAGGAGGAGGAGGAGGGUGAACCUGAGGAGGAGGAGGAGGAGGGUGAACCUGAGGAGGAGAAGGAGGGGGAACCUGAGGAGGAGGAGGAGGAGGAUGAAGCUGAGGAGGGGGAGGAGGGUGAACCUGAGGAGGAGGAGGAGGGUGAACCUGAGGAGGAGGAGGAGGAGGGUGAACCUGAGGAGGAGGAGGAGGAGGAGGAGGGUGAACCUGAGGAGGAGGAGGAGGAGGAGGAGGAGGGUGAACCUGAGGAGGAGGAGGAGGAGGGUGAACAUGAGGAGGAGGAGGAGGGUGAAGCUGAGGAGGAGGAGGAGGAGGAUGAAGCUGAG